AUGGCCAGGCAGACCUUGGUUCUCGGAGCUCCUUCAGCUGGUGUGGGGAUCCCCCUGACCCCCUUCCAACCAGACCCAAGUUGUGAAGAGCUGACAACUUUAAAGAUGAUCUCACUGUGUCUGAUAUUUCCACUUCUCGUAAAGAUGGUUCAUGGGGUAGCUGGGAUUGAAUCUUUAUCCAUACGUCAGGAGAGUGGUCUCAUGUCAGCCAAAAUUGGAGACACAAUGAUUUUGCGUUGCUUCUAUGAAGGCGACAUGGCCAUGCAUUUCUCCUGGUACAAGCAAACCUUGGGAGAUAAACUUCAGCUCUUCUCAACCGUUCAUUGUAAGUAUGACAGGAAUGCAACGUUCUACUAUGAGUUUAAGGAUAACCCUCGCUUCUCAGUGGAAAAUGGCCCAAAAAAGAAUCACCUAAGGAUCUCAGACAUGCAACUCUCUGACUCCGGCACAUACUACUGUGGAAAUGCUUAUACCAAUAGGGUGGAGUUUGGAAAAGGAGCUAUUCUCAUUGUAGAAGGUUCAGGUUCCAGAAACAUGCCUAUACUCCAGCAAUCUCUGUCUGAGUCAGUCCAGCCAGGAGACUCUGUGACUCUGAACUGUACAAUACACACUGAGACCUGUGCAGGAGAGCACAGUAUCUAUUGGUUCAGACAUGGCUCAGGAGAAUCCCUUCCAGGAAUCAUUUACACCCAGGGAGACAGGAGUGAUGAGUGUGAGAAGAGCCCUGAGGCUGUGUCUCCUACACAGAGCUGUGUCUACAACCUCCCCAAGAGGAACCUCACCCUCUCUGAUGCUGGGACUUACUACUGUGCUGUGGCCUCAUGUGGGGAAAUACUGUUUGGGAAAGGGACCAAGCUGGACAUUCAAAUUCCAGAGCAUGAUUCUCCAUUUGAUCUAAGUCCUACUGUUCUUGCCUUGGUCGUGUCCAACAUCGUUCUAGGGAUAGUGACCCUUCUGCUUGCCUGGGCGCUUUACAAGAAUCUGAACAGACAUCACAGAGGGAGGAAAGAUGGUCCAACAUCCCAGGGGAAUCAGAAUCAAGACAGUGACGUGUUGAACUACGCCGCUGUAACUUUCACUCCCAAGAAGAACUCUUCCUCCUCCAGAAGAACAAGAGAGAAGACCAGCAGAGAGGAUGCAGUGUACUCUGAGGUCAGGUACCUUCAGCAGGAGUGAGAAACACAGUAUCACCACUGUCACAAAGACUCCAAGCAGAACCAGUUUACUCCUUGUAAUAAAAUGACUGUUAGUAACUGAAAUGUAUGUAAUUUUGACAAUGUCUAUAUGUUAGAUUUAUAUGAUUAUCCUGUAA
Salmo salar (Atlantic salmon) is the source of this 1312-nucleotide messenger RNA. RefSeq lists its product as uncharacterized. Lineage: Eukaryota; Metazoa; Chordata; Actinopteri; Salmoniformes; Salmonidae. The record is from RefSeq and is a predicted model, not a curated record. Gene Ontology annotation, biological process: response to bacterium.